UUCAAAAUGGCGGAGGACAUUGUAAAGCAUUCAGUGCAUACACUUGUGUUUCGAUCCCUCAAAAGAAGUCAUGAUAUGUUUCUUCACGACAACUCCCUACCGAUGAAAAGGGACAAAGAAAGUGACCAAGUGAAAAGUAUGUGUAAAAUUCGUGAUGAGUAUUUUUUGGUGAAAGAUUUGGUAUCACCUAAAGAAACUUUGACUUCAACUAGAAAUCCUGUGACAGGUGCUUAUUCCUCAAAUCAAGUUUCAGAGGUACCUCCCCUAAUACAAGGGACACAUCCAUAUCCAUCAACCCCAGGUGUAGCAUUGACUUUGGAAAUGGCAGUAAAUAACAGAUCUCCCUCAAAAGCUGGAGUUGAACAAUUGAUGUCAAAUCUACCAUCUACAACAUCACAGUUCCACUCACAUAAGGAGAGUUCAGGUGUUAUGGACAUUCAACAGAAGGCUCUGGCCACUGGUGGCAAAGAACGACUUGGCCCUCCAUCCAAAGCACUGGUAUCUGUAGGUGGAACCAAACCAUCAACAGCUUUGGUUCAACAGAAGAAGGCAGCAACUCUACCCAAACCACAGUGGCAUCCACCUUGGAAACUAAUGAGGGUAAUCAGUGGUCAUACCGGUUGGGUGAGAUCAGUAGCUGUAGAGCCUGGUAACCAGUGGUUUGCUACAGGAUCUGCUGACAGGACCAUCAAGAUCUGGGAGCUUGGAAGUGGCAAGUUAAAGUUGUCACUUACAGGUCAUAUAAGUACUGUCAGGGGAUUAGCAGUCAGUCCAAGACAACCUUAUCUGUUUUCAUGUGGAGAAGACAAGCAAGUCAAAUGUUGGGACCUGGAGUACAACAAGGUUGUGCGACACUACCACGGACACUUAAGUGCUAUUUAUUCACUGGAUCUUCAUCCUACAAUUGAUGUAUUGUUAACUUGUGGUAGAGAUGCAACAGCCAGGGUAUGGGACAUGAGAACCAAAGCCUGUAUUCACACACUGACAGGCCAUACAAGUACGGUAGCAGUUGUUAAGUGUCAAGCUGUGGAACCUCAGGUUAUAACGGGAAGCCAUGAUUGUACUAUUCGUCUGUGGGACUUAGCAGCUGGAAAGUCUAAAGUUACACUCACUAAUCACAAGAAAAGUGUCCGAUCAGUUGUGUUACAUCCAACACAGUUUUCAUUUGCAUCAGCAUCUCCUGACAACAUCAAACAAUGGAAGUUCCCAGAUGGAAAUUUUCUUCAGAAUCUUAUUGGACACAACUCCAUAGUGAAUUGUAUGGCAGUUAACUCAGAUGGUGUUUUGGUUUCGGGAGGCGAUAAUGGUACCAUGCACUUUUGGGACUGGCGGACUGGGUACAACUUUCAACGUUUACAGGCAUCUGUGCAACCAGGUUCACUUGACAGUGAAGCUGGUAUCUUUGCAAUGACCUUUGACCUGAGUAGCAGUCGACUUAUCACAUGCGAAGCUGAUAAGACCAUCAAGAUAUACAAAGAGGAUGACACUGCAAGUGAAGAAACUCAUCCUGUAAACUGGAAACCUGAAAUCUUGAAGAGAAAGCGAUAUUAAGCAGCUGUGUCCAGCCGAUUGUAUGAAGAAAGACAGACAUCUUGUAUACUUUCUAUACACAGUUCAUGGCCUGUGAAAUUUUUCCUGCUGUUGUGAAGAUACCUAAGAUGUUAAAAGAGAGACACCGGAUAUCUUGAAUAUUUUAAAGUUGUAAAUAAAAUUUCCUUGAACAAA
Messenger RNA from Orbicella faveolata, 1725 nucleotides. RefSeq names its product pleiotropic regulator 1-like. Gene Ontology annotation, cellular component: catalytic step 2 spliceosome; Prp19 complex; precatalytic spliceosome. The record is from RefSeq and is a predicted model, not a curated record. NCBI's taxonomy places the organism in Eukaryota, Metazoa, Cnidaria, Anthozoa, Scleractinia, Merulinidae. Gene Ontology annotation, biological process: mRNA splicing, via spliceosome. Gene Ontology annotation, molecular function: protein binding.